Erigeron canadensis is the source of this 4334-nucleotide messenger RNA. Its product is annotated as receptor-like protein kinase. Gene Ontology annotation, molecular function: protein binding; protein kinase activity; ATP binding. Gene Ontology annotation, cellular component: plasma membrane. Bases 351 to 3851 code for a protein of 1166 amino acids. The record is from RefSeq and is a predicted model, not a curated record. NCBI's taxonomy places the organism in Eukaryota, Viridiplantae, Streptophyta, Magnoliopsida, Asterales, Asteraceae. Gene Ontology annotation, biological process: hormone-mediated signaling pathway; protein phosphorylation. The transcript has 3 exons.
CCUCAGUCCCUCACUAUCAUUAUCAGCUACUCUUUUUCUGUUCAUAUUUUGGUACUGGUAUUUUAGAGCUUCAAAAACAAAAACACACACACACACACUUAUUACUAUUAUUACUUUUACUAAUAGCACUACAACUACAACAGCAACUAGAAUUAGUUAUCUAUAUCUUAUUUUUCCUUAGCAGGAGGGAUCGAGGUAAGGUAACUUAGCAGCAUCCAUUUCUUUCUUUCUUGGUAUAUACAUAUAUACCUCCUCUGCUCUGCCCUGCCUUGCCUUGCCUUAAACAGAACCAAUAUAUCACUUAUAUAUGAUGGAACAUAUUAAGAUAGUUUUAUAAUUUAGUAUAGUAUAUGAGAAUGAGAAUGGGGGGUCUGUUGUUAAUGUUCUGCUCUUCAUUAUUAUUCUUGUUAUGUUGUUGUGGUGCUAGUAAUAAUAGUAAUUCGCAAAUGAAUUCUGAUGAUGGUUUAAACUUAUUAUCGCUUAUGACUAGCAACCACUGGAUAUCACCCAUUCUUUCUUCUACUUGGAACUCCACCAACACCACGCCUUGUUCAUGGGCUGGGGUUGCUUGUCAUCCCAUCACCAAUCAUGUUGUGGCUCUUAACUUGUCCGGUUUCAUGAUUUCCGGUCACCUGAACAUGGGCCCUCACCUUUCUACCUUUAAACAUCUUUCUUCUAUCGACUUUAGUUACAAUAGUUUUACUGGUCCCAUACCUCCCCUGUACUCUUCUCUCCUUGAACAUCUGGAUCUUUCCUACAACUUCCUUUCCGGUCCCAUCCCUCCGACACUCGCCACUUUGCCCCGUUUAAAAUGCAUUUUUCUUUACAGCAAUAACCUCACCGGUUCUAUCCCUUCUCACUUUUGUAGCACUAAUUCUCCUCACCUUGAAGAAGUUGAUUUCUCCCUCAACCGCCUCUCUGGGGAUAUACCACGCACCCUCUUCUCCGGUGGUUGCCGUCAUCUAACAUCUCUAAGUCUUUACGGCAACUCUCUUUCCGGUCCUAUACCCGACUCCUCCUCAUUCCCCACUCGCUUGGAGUUUCUUUAUCUCAGUUCUAAUCAGCUUACCGGCUCCAUUCCCUCGGGUUUAGGUAAACUCCGCAACCUAGUAGAUCUGCAGUUGAACAACAAUCGAUUCUCGGGUUCUAUUCCCUCGUCCAUUGGGAACUGUACUAGUCUGCAGACACUCAUUCUUGCUAACAAUCGUUUCACCGGUACGUUGCCCGUCACCCUAAAUCAUCUCAACCGCCUUACAACUCUAGAUGUCCACAACAACACUUUGCAUGGUACCGUUGAUUUUGGUGGUGUCAACUCAUCAUCAUGUAAAGACUUGGUCUAUCUGGAUCUGUCUUUGAACCACUUUCAUGGUGUCCUUCCUCAUCAACUGGGAAACUGUAGUAGCUUAAACCAACUUGCUGCCGUCAGCUGUGGUUUGAGCGGUUCCAUUCCUUCUUCUCUUGGACAACUCGCUUCGUUGACCACCCUCCACCUUUCUCUAAACAGUUUUUCUGGAAAACUACCCCCCGAGCUUGGCAAAUGCAAAUCCUUGGUUGAUCUGGAACUCCAUGCCAAUCUCCUCGAGGGCAAAAUCCCAGAUGAACUUGGAAACCUAACCCAAUUGCAAAUACUUCAAUUAUUUGACAACCGUUUGACAGGAAAGGUCCCUAUGGGAAUUUGGAGGAUUAAAGGCCUCAAGAAGCUCAACAUAUAUAACAAUAACUUGUCUGGGGAACUACCCAGCGAGCUUGUCGAAAUGAAACAUUUAAGUGAGAUCACGUUGUACAACAAUCGCUUCACUGGAGUUAUACCACAGGCCUUGGGGAUCAAUAAUAGUUUGACAGUAAUUGAUUUUACCAAUAACUCCUUCACUGGGAAAAUCCCACCAAACCUUUGUUUUCGGCAGCAGCUGCAAAGGCUGCUUUUGGGCUUUAAUCACCUGCGAGGUUGUGUACCUCCUGACCUUGGAAGCUGUUCUAGUCUUUCAAGGUUAGUUCUGCAGCAUAAUAGCCUCAGGGGAGUCCUUCCAGAAUUUGUGGAUAACCAUAACAUGCUCUACAUGAAUCUUAGGGGCAACUGUUUCAGUGGACAAGUUCCACAUGGCUUUGGAAAGCUUACAAAUAUCACAGAAAUCGAUCUCUCGAUGAAUAACUUCUCUGGUAAUAUACCCACGGAGCUGGGAAACCUUGGGGAGCUUCAAGCUCUCAAUAUUUCUUACAACAAGUUACACGGCCCUCUGCCAUCUCAGCUGCAAAGUUGUAGCAGGUUGUUGGAAUUUGAUGCCAAUCAUAAUAUGCUAAAUGGCUCCAUCCCACCCACGUUUGGGAGGUUGUCACAGUUGUCAACUUUAUGUCUAAGCGACAAUCACUUCUAUGGGGGAAUUCCAGAGUUCCUAUCCCAACUAAAAGAUCUAAUUAAUCUUCAACUAGGUGGGAAUUCAUUGGAUGGAAGUAUCCCAUCAUCUAUAGUAGAACUCCGUAGUUUGAAUAGGUUGAAUCUCGGCCGCAACAGACUGAUUGGUGAUGUUCCCUCACAUUUAGGGAAAAUGUUAAUGCUCCAGUAUUUGGAUAUUUCAGACAACAAUCUAACAGGGACUUUAGCAUCACUUAGUGAUAUCCAUGGACUGGUCAACUUGAAUGUCUCGUAUAAUCAUUUUGAAGGUCCAAUUCCGACAUUUUUGUUGACAUCUCCCAACAUAUCAUACUCUUCUUUCUUAGGAAAUCCAGGCCUUUGUGCUGACUGUGGCUCUAUUUGUGUAAAAAACAGCAAGGUCAACCCAUGCAUUGUUCGAUCAACCAAUCAGAAACAGCUGAAUAAACAGGAAUACGUAAUGGUAGCCGUUGGAAUGUGUCUAUUUGUGGUGGUUGUGCUGUUAGUGAUUUAUCUGGUGGUUAUCUGUCACAGAAAACAAAAACAGGAUAUCGACAUGCUUGCGGACAUGUGUGGUGGUUCGUCGCUGCUCAUAAAAGUACUAGAAGCUACUGAGAACUUGAAUGAUAAGUAUAUUAUUGGGAGAGGUGCCCAUGGAACGGUGUACAAGGCUUUUUUGGGUCAUGAUAGGGUGUAUGCGGUAAAGAAACUUGUCUUUGGAGGAACAAAAGGAGGACAGAGUAGCAUGAAACGAGAAGUUGAGACGGUUGGGAAGGUGAGGCAUAGAAAUCUGGUGAUGAUAGAAGACAUGCUGAUAAAAAAAGAUUAUGGUUUGAUCUUGUACAAGCAUAUGGAAAAUGGUAGCCUGCACGAUGUCUUGUAUGAAAGAAACCCCCCUAUAGGUUUGAACUGGAGUAGUCGGUACAAGAUAGCUUUAGGAACUGCACAGGGUUUGGCAUAUCUCCACUUUGACUGUGAUCCUAUUAUUGUGCACCGGGAUAUAAAACCGAUGAACAUACUUUUGGAUGGUGAUAUGGAAGCUCAUAUAUCAGAUUUUGGCAUUGCAAAGCUGCUGCAAGAUCAUUCUAGUGCUUCCCAACCAUCAACUACAUUUAUGGGCACGAUAGGAUACAUUGCUCCAGUACUUGCAGAGAAUGCAUUUGGAAGCACAAAAGGGAUGGAAUCAGAUGUAUAUAGUUAUGGGGUGGUGCUGCUAGAGAUGAUAACUAGACGAGGACACAAUAAGGCGAAUGAAGAGAUGGACAUUGUGUCAUGGGUUGGGUCGACUUGGAGUGAGAGGGUACAAGUUGAGAUGAUUGUAGAUCGGGAGCUUUUAAAAGAAGUUGAAGAAGAUCCAAUUGUAAAAAAACAAGUUGUAGAGGUGUUAAUGGUGGCGUUGAGAUGUACAGAAUGGGAACCAACAAGAAGACCAUCCAUGAGAGAAGUAGUCAAGCGUCUUCAAGAUACACUAAUAAACAUGUAGCACGCACUAGUUUCUUAGGUUUUGUUUGUUACAAGUUUGUCCAUCCUAAGUCAUCAUGUGGUUCGAAAUAACGGCUUAAAAUGGUGUAUAGUGAAGCGGCUAUGUUCUUGAUCAAUGGCAAAAUCCAGACAAGAAAGCAAGGCGUCUAGCAUUUUCAUUUUCAUCCUUCGUUUUGACUGGCACCCACAUUCACAAUUCCACACCCACAUAACUACUCCUCACAUUUAGCAUUAUUAUUAUUGUGGCUGGAGAGGGACAAGCAGUAUACUACAGUAUUACAUACAUUUUUUGUGCUGCUUUUAUGCGACCAGGAAGAAACAGAAAAGAAAUGAAGCCCAGCUCAGCAAAGACCAGCAACCUUUUUCAAUAUGUGGAUUGCUUUGUGGUCGGCAGAAAAAAAAAUGUGACACACAAUGAAUAUUAAAUGGAUAUGUGUUUUGAUGCUUUAUAUUAUGGCAUUGAGGGUGGAUUCCCCUUUGAAAA